This is a messenger RNA of Mesorhabditis spiculigera, 1020 nucleotides long. The record is from the annotation of a GenBank genome assembly. Lineage: Eukaryota; Metazoa; Nematoda; Chromadorea; Rhabditida; Rhabditidae.
AUGAACCGCUGCCUGAUCCUGCUGUUGCUUGGACUGGCCACCGUCGCCUGGGGGCGCUUCAAAUUGGACCUGGACAAGAUCCUUGACGACGAUGAGGUCGAGCAGUUCAGCAAGUUCAGAUCGCGCUUCAAGAAGAACUGCACCGAUGGGGCCGACGAGUGCAAGAAGAGGAAGAAGAACUUCGCGGCCAACUGGAAGAGGAUGAAGAAGGUCAACCAGAGCAGCUUCACCGUUGGCGAGACCCAAUUUAUGGACUGGUCUCCGGAAGAGAUGCAAAAGAUGGUCUUCGACCCGUCCCGUCUCCCCAUUACGAAGAAUCACACCAAGAAUGUGCCCCAGAUGGUUCGACAAAAGCGCGCCAACAUCGGCACGCUGGACUACCGCACGUUCGAUUUUGUCGGUCCCAUCAAGAACCAGGGAGGAUGCGGGAGUUGUUGGGCUUUCUCUUCGGUCGCCGCUAUCGAGAUUGCUUCCAACAAAAAGAACGGACGCACCGGAGCUAACAAGAGGACGUACUCGGAACAGUACGUCCUUGACUGCACAUCCGGAUCUACUUGUGUCGGGGGAUGGCCGUCAGCUGCCCAAACGCUUGUCGUUCAUCAGGGCCUCCCCCGGGCUCAGUAUCUGGCCUACAAUGGGGUUAAGGGAACUUGCCCGGCUACGACAGUCGAAAAGCCUCUAAUAGGCCUAGUCGACCUCACCAACAACGCCGACAGGAUCAUCACCCAUCUGCAGACCACGGGGCCAGUUGUUGCUUGCUUUAUCGUCUGCAGCGAUUUUUACUACUACACGAGCGGGAUCUAUUCAAAUAAUUGCAAAUACCAGGGUGCCGGGUAUGUGGGUGGACAUGCUGUCACGAUCAUUGGAUACGGGACCGAAAACGGGAUGGACUACUGGUUGGUGCGCAACUCGUGGGGCACCGGAUGGGGAAUUCAGGGUUAUUUCAAGAUUCAACGUGGCGUAGACAUGGCUUCGUUCGAGUCCUGGGAGGUUACUGCUCCGCUGCCGGCUACAAUUGCC